AUGACUGGUCGCGGAAAGGGAGGAAAGGGUCUUGGAAAAGGAGGAGCCAAGCGUCACCGAAAGGUUCUUCGCGAUAACAUCCAGGGUAUUACCAAGCCCGCCAUCCGUCGUCUUGCCCGCCGUGGUGGAGUGAAGCGUAUUUCCGGCCUCAUCUAUGAAGAAACCCGAGGUGUACUGAAGGUUUUCCUGGAAAACGUAAUCCGUGAUGCCGUCACCUACACCGAACACGCCAAGCGCAAGACGGUCACCGCCAUGGAUGUGGUGUACGCGCUGAAGCGCCAGGGACGUACGCUGUACGGAUUUGGAGGUUAAGUUGAAGCUCGGAUUAACGACCAUCGGAACCUUUACCGGAAUUCUCGCCAGCAUCAGAAAAAAAAACGGCCCUUUUCAGGGCCAACGACAAUUUUUGAAAAGAAUUAUACGCUGUUUGUACGUUCUUCGCU
Molecule: messenger RNA, 443 nt
Organism: Anopheles nili
Lineage: Eukaryota; Metazoa; Arthropoda; Insecta; Diptera; Culicidae
Product: histone H4
Exons: 1
Coding region: 1-312 (103 amino acids)
Biological process (GO): nucleosome assembly
Cellular component (GO): nucleosome
Molecular function (GO): structural constituent of chromatin; DNA binding; protein heterodimerization activity
Source: RefSeq, a predicted model, not a curated record